AUGAAUGAUACGGAUGACAGCGAGGCGCCUCCAGAUCUACAAUUGCCGUCUUUGGAAUUAUCUGUUCUUAAGCUGAAGACUAGGCUGUUUGGAAUAAAUACUAAGUGGCCAUUUAUUAACGCUUUGAAGUGUAGAGCUUACAAUAGCAUAUUAGGCUGUCUCCUAUACGCUUCUCCUUUUACUCCUUCAAUAUCUUGUCCUUGCAAAAUGCCAAACCUGUCCCCAAAACUUGGUGAGUCUCGCGAUUCUCGAGAAAUAUGUCUAUUUUGUCAUACACUUAUUUUGCCUUUGGAUGUUGGAACAAUGAGCAAGGAUCACCUAGAUUUGCUCAAGGAUUCUCACUGGGAAAUCCAUCGCAAAACCCCGAUACCUGAACACAUCCUCGUGCCAUCGACGGAAGUGGUGAAUCACAUUUUCUCCAAACUCCUUUACUCAAAGUAA
Molecule: messenger RNA, 441 nt
Organism: Penicillium nucicola
Lineage: Eukaryota; Fungi; Ascomycota; Eurotiomycetes; Eurotiales; Aspergillaceae
Exons: 3
Coding region: 1-441 (146 amino acids)
Source: RefSeq, a predicted model, not a curated record